GUUGAGUGUAACAGCGAGUAUAUAAUUCAAGCAUUCGGAUGUUCCGACGCUAUCGGAUAAUUCUCUAUGCUAAAAAGUCAGUCAAGUAUCCUCUGUGGCGGUUGCUGUUUUCAGAUGAAACUCGUUUUAUAAUCAGUUAUUAAUUUGGACCAGUGGACGGUUAUUCGCGCGUGUGUUUUUGUGUGUGAAUAUGCUGGUGUAAUGUAAUAUUUUUACUUAACUUUUUGCUAAAAACCACCACAAUUAACUUACGACAAAAAGUAUAGCGAUUUGUUUAAAUUGGGGAACAAAAUGGACAGCUGAACAUUUUACUUAAACGGGCUCUUCAUUAUAGCUUUUCAAAAAUAAUGGUGUUUAUAUUGUUGUCCUUAUAAAAUAAGUACAUGUACUGCUUGGCACAGAAUAACACUGCUGAUCAAAUUUACCAAAAAACGGUUUUAUUUUAUUUAAAUACAGUCACUAAAGCAGUAUAGUUAAAACCUCAAUCAAAAUGUCGUUCAUAAAUAGAAAUCAUGAAAUGUGCGACAUAAAAAAUAGUCAUUCGGAUAAUAAAUCAGGCGUUGUGGAAACUACCAACGACCAAGGUAGUUUCGAAGCAAGCGUCGAAAUGGAGCCAUGUAUGGAGGAACGAGCAGGCGACUACACCAAGACGGAGAUCUAUCGCCAGCUGCGUCCGUUGCUUAUAUGUUUGCGCAUGUUUGGCCUCUACUUCCGACGCACAGUGAAUGCCAAUGGUCAUGCUCACAUAGAACCUAUUGUAAUGUUCUGUCUCUUCGUGUUCUUUUUGAACGCGAGCAACGUCGUCAGGUCGUUUGCAUUGUACAGAGUUGGCGACCCAUUUGACACCGUCAUGGUGCAGAGGGUGUUGUUCACUAUCUGGAGCACCGAGUGUGCCUUCAAGGUGACAUUGUUUAUGUGGAACUGUUACCAACAGAAAGGGUUCCCGCGUUUUUUCAGCGAUUGGGAUUCCAUUUGCGGCUCUGUGAAACUCAGUAAUGUCACAUUGUUCAUGAUGAAGAAGUACAUAACAUUGUCGUUUCUCUUUAUAAUAGGGAAUGUCGUGUUCACGCUUAUUUUGAUCUACGUACCGGCUUUGGAGAGUAUCUAUCUAGAGGUGGUCUGGAAUAACGCUCUCGAAAACAGCAACGUGAUCUAUUGCAAAAUCAUCAUCUGCUUUCUGGCGAUUUUGAACUCGUCCGCCUCCAUGUUUCCGGUGUCCAUGUUCGUGACACUUUGUUUCGCCGUCGGCAGACGCCUGAAGAAAUUCAACGACGAGCUGGUCACCGCUAUUGCCGCAGACCACUUCCACGAUCGCCUAGAAGAUUUCCGCAUACGUCAUCUAAAGCUGUGCUCCUUGGUAGAGAUUCUCGACCACAUUUUUGCCCCAUUUUUGGCGGCGGUGUACCUGGCGAACAUUCCCAUGUUCUGUCUGACGCUCUACACCAUGGUUACAACGCUGAAGAUUCACCUGUCGUUCGUGCUGAUCAACAUGUUCUGGUUGAGCUUCAUACUGCUCCAGAUGGCUAUCGUGUCCGUGACCGCCGCCUGGGUAAAUGUCAAGGCCCACUCGCCGCUCCAACAAAUAUAUUCAAUCCGAUUUUCCACGACUUCCAACGACAGUCAGCUCCAGAUGAUGCUGUUUCUGAACCAUUUGACCGGCACAAAAGUUGGGAUCUCGGCCAUGAAGCUUUUUGUCGUCGACAAGCCGACCAUUUUGACGAUCGCCGGCAUGAUGGUGACCUACUUUGUGCUGCUGAUCCAGUUUAAGAUGCCAGUCAGUUCCACGUACACGUGCAACGUGACCGGAAGGGUCUUCAUGGAUAACGCCACACUUAUCCUGUCACAGCUGGUGCCCCCCAAAUAACACUGUGUGGUUGCCACACGUGACGGCACGUGACACACUUUGAGAGAACUCGCAUCGUCGAAACCCAAGUACACUACCAAAAAACCGCUUCUUGUUCAAUUAUAUAGUAUAUAAUGUUGUGACAACGGAAUAUAUACGGCGGGUUUCGACAGUGGGGAACUUCUCGCGGCGGGAAAUACUAAAUACUAUUAAAAACGAUGCAUGUGUCAUUGGGUGCAUACAAAUCAAAAGUAUAUUUCCACUGUGCAAUAUUUCAAAAGUCAUGUUUUUCAAAUAUAUACGCACUCGUAUUUGAUAUGCAUACGUUCUCUUGGACGACUUUGGCAACAUGCCAACAUGUGAAAGACUAUUGUGACUUAUUGUGGGUUUUGUGCAGUUACGUUCAACCAAUUAAAUGCGCCUAUGUUACCCCGCACAACGGAA
Dreissena polymorpha is the source of this 2287-nucleotide messenger RNA. RefSeq lists its product as uncharacterized. The record is from RefSeq and is a predicted model, not a curated record. The coding region runs from base 491 to 1864 and encodes 457 amino acids. Gene Ontology annotation, cellular component: membrane. Lineage: Eukaryota; Metazoa; Mollusca; Bivalvia; Myida; Dreissenidae. Gene Ontology annotation, biological process: sensory perception of taste. The transcript is spliced from 4 exons.